Lodderomyces elongisporus is the source of this 486-nucleotide messenger RNA. RefSeq lists its product as uncharacterized. Lineage: Eukaryota; Fungi; Ascomycota; Pichiomycetes; Serinales; Debaryomycetaceae. The transcript has a single exon. The record is from RefSeq and is a predicted model, not a curated record. The coding region runs from base 1 to 486 and encodes 161 amino acids. Gene Ontology annotation, molecular function: zinc ion binding.
AUGGUCAAAUUUUUACUUAAAGUCUCGGCGGAAUUAGAUAAUGUUACUGCUCUCGAGCCUUAUGACACGCCCCAGGAUCCAUUCUAUUAUACUUUUCGUAUUGAAUGUACCAAAUGUCGAACUAUUCACGAUAAAGAGAUUCAAAUAACUCAAUACGAGAAGCAUGAAAUCUCAGGCUCAAGAGGUGAGGCAAGCUUUGUUUUCCGUUGCAAAGAGUGUAAGAAUGAACAUUCUGCAAGUAUUGAGAGAACAAAGGAGAAGUUAGAGCAAGGAAACAGCAAGCCUGUAUCGAUUUUAGAAAUUGAUGCAAGAGGGUUGGACUUUAAUGAGUUUAUUCCCGAUGGAAGGUUCCAAGCAAAAGGAUUGGAUACAGGUACAUUGUUCACGGAGGUGGACUUGGAGGAUCUGGAAUGGUACGAUGUUGAUGAAAAAACUAAUGAGGAAGUAUCAAUUGUGGAUGUAAAGUGGACAAUCUCAAGGUCAUAG